UGGCCCCCAAUGCGAAUGGCAGAGCAGGAAAGAACAAGAACAGAAAAAGCAAUGGCAAUUCCUCUUUCUCCGGUCGUUCGUGGGCAUUUUGCGAGAAAACUUUUCGCCGCAUUUAAAAACGGAGCCACCAAAGCAUGCGUAACACGUAAAAGCUGGAUUUAAGGGAUCGCGAGUUAUGAACAACCAGGGCUAUGGCGGCAUCCAGUGGAUCCAGCACUCCACCGCGCCGGACGUCUGCGAGGUGGAAGUCCUAGAAAACGGAGCCGAGAUGGCCGUUCAAGAGGCGGCGGCGGCGUUCGUCGACGACGGCGGCGAGGAGGAUGCCGAGGAGGACCUGGACCAUAUGGCUGCCGAGAACCUCAUCUUCAUGGCGCGCGACGGCCAGCUGAGCGAGAUCAUAGCCGCCAACGAGGCUGGGGGGGCCGUCCUGGUCACCGCCGACGGCACCACCGUGGCCUACGCAGGCUCCUUCGACGACGACGCCCAGGUGGUCACCGAGGAGGUCAUCACAGACGACUGGGUGCAGCACCAGGGGGCCGAGCGAGUGGAGAUCGCCGCGGAGCAGAUAGCUGGAAUUAGCAGCUCGCAGGAGCUGCUGGACAUGGAACAGGACGAGUACACCGCCCUCCGGCCGUAUCCCUGCGACUUCUGCAGCCGCCGUUUCCGGAAGAAGGCCAGCCUGAACAACCACAUGCUGGCGCACCAGAACGACAGGCCGCACCUCUGCAAGCUCUGUGGCGCUCGUUUCACGCGACGCGCGGAGCUCAUCAGCCACUUCAAGGCCCACGCCGAGGCCCAAGAUGCGGCAGACGCUGAGGCGGCGGCAGCAGCAGCAGCGGCAGCGGUCUCAGCUUCUUCCAUUAAAUACGAGUACCAGAGCCAGCGGCAGCUGGAUGAACACUUUUACGAGCAGGAGUGGUCGCUGAGCCAUCAGGACCAGGGCCAGGUGCGUCACGAGCAGCACAACCAUUCGGAGCAGCAACUUAUCUCCAACCACGACGUGGCGGACGCCUACCCGGCCCUGGUGGCCCCGCCAGCUGCUCCUGCGCGCGGCAGGAUCAGCAGGCUCAAGCCAAAAGAGGAGAGCAGCCAGUUCAUAGUGAUGGCCGAGAGGCAGUCGAGCCCCAACUUGGGUAGCAAUUGCCUCUCGCCAACGGAGCAGCCAACGGUGGCCUCCGCCCAGUCCGGGACUGCCGAGCCUCCGCCCCAGCCCAACUAUCCCAUUUUGGACGACAAGAAGCCGUUUGUAUGCCAGCAGUGCGGCCUGGCCUUUGCCCGGGAGAAGGCACUGGUGUCGCAUACGAAGAACCACCGCAUGGACUCGCCGUAUGAGUGCAACCAGUGCCAGGAGAUGUUCUGGGACAACAGCAGCCUGCAGGAGCACCUCAAGACCCACCAGUUCGAAGAGAGCAACUCGGAGUACGACCCCGCCUCCGCGGAGGACUCUGCCAGUGAGUCGGAGCCGGAGGAGCAGCUGUAUGGGGACUUCUACUGUGCCGAGUGCGGCAUUUCGUUCCAUCGCCAGGACCUGUUGCGGCGCCACGCGAAGCAGCACAUCAAACAGCCCGAAGCACAGGCGGGAGAGAGGAACUCUACCGUCGCUGCUGGGGGGGAAGUGGAUGCCAAAGAGUCCAGCGGUGGGGGCAACAGCUGCCACACCUGCGGAAAGUCUUUUCCCACUGCCCUGGAGAUGCUGGCCCACGCCGAGAUCCACUCACGGUUCCCGCCGUUCAAGUGCGUGCUCUGCGGCAUCAGCUUCUACGAAGAGCAGGCCAUCAAGCGACACCUCCACACCCGCCACCCCAACGAGCUGAAGGCCAACUCGUGCGUUCUGUGCGGCAAGGAGUGCCGCGACCGGAAGGCCUUGAUCAAGCACGCCUGGGACCACUCCCGCGAGAAGUGCCACUCGUGCUCGAAGUGCGGCAAGAACUUCCACAACAAGGCCCGCUUGAAGCGGCACAUGGCCUCGCACCGCGACAAGUCGGUGGUGUGCGAAGUGUGCCACGAGGAGUUCCCGGACGGGCGCACUCUUUCCAACCACCGCCACUCUCACAGCACUACCUCGCCGGGCAAGCUCUUCCCGUGCCACGAGUGCGGCAAGACUUUCGGGUCGCGCAGCUCGCAGCAAAUCCAUGUGCGCAUUCACACGGGCGAGAGACCUUACGGGUGCCGCUACUGCUGGAAGGCCUUCGCGGACGGAGGCACUCUGCGAAAGCACGAGCGGAUCCACACGGGCGAGAAGCCCUACGCCUGCUCGGUCUGCCCGCGCGCCUUCAACCAGCGGGUGGUGCUGCGCGAGCACAUUCGCUCGCACCACUCCGGCUUGGACGUGGCUCGCAACACGUACCACUGCACGGUCUGCUCCGAGGACUUCCCCUCGUCCAACGACCUGAUCCAGCACCUCAUUCAGCACAGCGACUCGAACACUGCGAAGCAGCGACAGCCGAUCACCGGACCCCGCAAGUACAAAAGGCGCCGCAAGCUGCAGCCGCACGAGAUCGUUCAGAUGCGGGCGGAGAGCAAGGAGGCCAACGGCGAGGGGGAGGCCUUGGGGGAGGCGGACCGCGAUGGCGAGGAGGACGACUACGCAAGUGACAUUGAUAUCUGCGACUUCGACGUGGACCAAGUGGACGAUUCGCUGUUCGACAUAGCGGAGUCCCCCAAGAAGGAGAAGCGCAAGCGGACGUCGGCCAGGACGGUUCCCAAACAUAAUGCUUCAAACGGUGGUGCGGGCACAACGGGUGGAGAUGGCUCGGGCAAGCCGACUCAGUCGAAGGAAAACACAAAGCUGCGAUACGACUCCACGAGCAGUCAGCAAUCGGACCGGAUCUGGGAGGAGAAGUUCCUGCAGGACAGCCAGACUCCGCUCUUCCAGAUAGACUCGUUGGUGGUGGUCAACGACACCCCGCUCCCUCCCGCCAGUCCCAGCGAGUCUGCAGCGCUGCCCAAAACCAGAGCUGCAGCGAAGCUACUCUCCAAGCCGGCGGAAGCCUCGACCAGCGCCACUGUGUCUUCCUACUCGGCCGCGUCCGUUAGUCGCGGCAGGAAGAAGCCCGCUAGCAAGACCGCAGGCAAGGCGCCGUCUGCCAUCAGCAGCUCCUCCCGCCCUCGAAUGAUCCACACGGAGAGGGCCAGGGUUACGAAGCCGGCGGUGGGCACUGAUUCCUCCUCUAAGAAGACGCGCUCGAAGGUGUACGUCACUCGCACGGAGACCACCAGCAAGUUGGGUGCGCUCGAUAAGUCCUGCAUUGUGGACGACUACGAGAUCAUCUCUCCGGCCACCCAGCCGCCCAACCAAAUCAGCUCGAGUCCUCUGCACAUCAAGCAGGAACAGGAGCACCAGCAGCAGCGGGUGCAGCUGAUGUACGACGACAACCUGCUGAUCGACGCCGCGUUGCUGCGAGAGAAGACCUACGAGAAGUUCAACCCCAGCAUAGUCAACGAUCUGGAGGAGAUCCUGCGCUCGCCACUAAAGCACGACCGCAGCUCGCGUCUGCGCUUCACCAGCGAGUCCUCGACCACACCGCAGUUCCUGCCAGAGGAGGAGCAACACCUGAUCAAGAUCGAGCCCACCUCGCCGGAUCUGAGGGAAAUGGUGGAGAGCCAGACGAGAGUCACUUCGUCAUCGUCCUCGUCGGCCAGAACCUCGCGACACUUGCGCCAAAUCACUGCCAACAAUGGGCCGAGGGCGGGGAGCCAGCGGUUCGCAGAGAAGUCGUCCCCCGGCGCAGGAGGUGCGCACAAGAAGGCGACCUCCUCCGCCUCGACUGUCAGCAAAGUGGGCUCCUCCUCCUCGUACCUGGGGUAUGGGGUGGAGGCGUACAGCGUGAACCAAUGCGUACCUGCCAGCGGAAGCACUGCCGACGUGGGCAGCGGUUUCUUCUCCAUUUCGGAAGUGGUCUCCGCCGCGGAUGCCGCAGACGCUGCGGCCAAGGCGGCGGCGGCCGGGAAGUCCGAGCGGAAGACGCGCUUCUUCGAGUGCGAGAUGUGCACCGCCAUCUUCUACGACCGGGCCCAGCUGCUGGAGCACGUGCACAUCCACAUCUAGUAGUAGUGUUUACAGCGCCCCAGGGAGCAGCCUUGUAUUUUUGAAAUCUAUUAUCCUAGUAGAUAUGGUUACCUCAUCGGUAUCGAGCGUCGAAAGGCCGUUGAAAUUUUGCGUUACAUUUAAAAUUGAGAGAAAUAUACAACUAAUGUAGACCUAGUUGGUAAGCUUUUAAGUUUGUACCUCGCUUUUGUUUGAAGAAUGGUAUGCUGGAAUAAAUACAUCAUUAAAUUAUU
Messenger RNA from Drosophila ananassae, 4281 nucleotides. RefSeq lists its product as uncharacterized. NCBI's taxonomy places the organism in Eukaryota, Metazoa, Arthropoda, Insecta, Diptera, Drosophilidae. The record is from RefSeq and is a predicted model, not a curated record. Bases 176 to 4048 code for a protein of 1290 amino acids. The transcript is spliced from 6 exons.